AUGCAGACGGGAUUCACCCCACCGGAGAAAGGGGAAGGAGGGAAGGAGGGAAGAGAGAAUCGAAGAACACUCCAUCAUUCAUCGUUCCGAUGGAGUGUUGCUGCAGGACCAGUGUUGCCAGAGAACAACGAGCGACAGUCAAACCAAAACGGAGGCAUAAAAUGCACCUUCCCCGCGCCCGAGGUGGAUGGAGUGGAUGGAAUGGAUGGAGUGGAUGGAAUGGAUGGAGUGGAUGGAAUGGAUGGAGUGGAUGGAGUGGAUGGAGUGGAUGGAGUGGAUGGAGUGGAUGGAGUGGAUGAAAUGGAUGGAGUUCAAGCGCCAUCAGUUCUCUCUCUUGACGCCAUCAAAAUUGCAAUUAUAUGCCGUGUGGUCGUGUCCUACGCAGUAUCGAUCCUGGUACUCCGACUCAGCGUUCUCCCCUCGUUCGACUACGUUCACCUCUCAAGUUCAAUCCCUCGAAUUCUCAACUCAGCAAUCAUGCCCAACAAGGAUGCGAAAGGAAAGGGUGCAGCCAAGAAAGGCGAAGGCGACGCCAAGCCUGCAGGCAAGGAGGACAAGAAGACUCCCGCCAAGUCUUCCCCCGAGGAAGGCAAGGAUGGUGGCAGCAAAGCUGCUGGUGGAGCCAAGAAAGGAGGCAAAAAGUAGCCCAGGUGUUUCGUGUCGCCUCAUUCUUCCCAUCUCAUGAGUCGCACUUCAACUGGCUAUCAGUUUCUCAUCUCAUUUUUCCCCCUCAUUUUCGUCCCAUGAUUUUACCAGUCAUGUACUCCCUACUCCGGUUUUCAAAAUAAAUGUGAUGUCUAUCGUA
Darwinula stevensoni is the source of this 805-nucleotide messenger RNA. The record is from the annotation of a GenBank genome assembly. NCBI's taxonomy places the organism in Eukaryota, Metazoa, Arthropoda, Ostracoda, Podocopida, Darwinulidae.